AUGUAUGGGGACAAACGCCCCGGUUCAACCCUUCUCCACUCCUGCGUCAAUGUGGAGAUGCAUCCUUCCAGGAUGUUACAAGUAUCAAGAAUAUCAGAAAAUCUUCCAGUUUUUCCAUCUAAAGCUCUUCGUGCUUCCAGCUCUUCAAGUGCACGAUUUUUCGCUGGAGAAUGGUUGAUCGUUGUUGCAGGGAACAAAUUGUUUUUAUGGAAAUAUUCAAGAUAUGUAAAUACACAACCUCACUCUUCAUGUGUAAGUUUUGAUCUGCCUGUCAGUGAUCUACCACAUAGUGCCUCCCUAGUUGGCUUACUUUUCCCGUCGAAUGAUGCAGAGGUUUCACCUUUGCCUACAAGCUGUUUGGCACUUAGCUCUUGUGGUGGCAAUUUGCGCCUGUGGCCUCGAUUAACUCGGAACUAUGUGCAUGUAGAUACCGUACUACCAGCACCUAUCGGUGGACUGUAUGGGGAUCAAGCUAUUCAACUGGAACAUAUUCAUGUGUCCGGUGCAUUUGUGGCUGCCACGCGAACAGGCCACCUUGUGCUUAUUGACACACGCAAUGCUCAGGAUGGCGUAAAGACUCAUUUGAUUACGAGUACUAAUGAUGGUUGUAUGCAUUCAAAAGGAAUAUUAUCUGGUUUAGGCCGCCGUGUGUCGAAUUUCUUCAACUUAGUUUCUUCAACCACAAAUUCUGGAUUAAUUAAAUCGAUGCCAGCUCGUGGUGGUGAAAACUUUGUGUUUCUACGUUUAAUCACGUGUAUGUCGUCAAACGAUUGUGAGAAAUGCUUCUGUUUUGCGUUGUAUAAAAAUCAACUGGAUGUUUGGUCAGUUGAUUAUAAUUUAAACUGUGAAUUGUGUGAUGUAUAUACUAUUGACAAAUUGAUCAACUCAUCAUCAUCAUCACUUGAAGACGGUGAUUCAGACUGGGAAGCUGUUGAUUUUGCAAUACAAUCAAAUCGUUAUGCAUCAUCUACUGCUGAUCAAACUUUAGCCUAUAUUCUCCUAAGUCGUAUCGAUGACCAACAAUCACCCAGAGAAUUACGUCUGUUAACAGUUAAAUUUAAUCGAAUUGAAUCAUCCUUAUGCUUUACAAUUAAUGCUUCUGUUGGCGUAGAAUAUCCUUUUUAUGAAGAUAGAUUAUACACAUCGGAAGAAACAAAUAUUCAAUUUUGUUUACCAGCUGAUUCAACACCUCAAUCAUUGUAUCCAUGUUUAUUAGGCUGUUUAUAUUGCCUUCGAACUGGACAAGUUUUUAUCAUUGAAGUUUUAACUGGACAGAUAAUUGGAAAAUUAGAAUUUUCACCAAAUUUACCAAAUAAACCACCUUGUCCACAAUCGUUAAUUAGUAUUGGCAGUUCAGAUAUGCAUAGUUUAUUCAUCUUUUUAACUUGUCAAUGUGGUCUGCUCACAUUAACACCAUGUAUAGAUAGUGGUAAUAAUAAUGCUGGCACUAUAAAUGAAGUAAUGGAUGCGAUUCCAUCAUCAAGUGGUGGUAUAUCAAUGAUAGAUGUGGAUCAAGCUAGUUUGGUUAGUUCAGAAGUCAGUUUAAAUAGAAGUAUGCAUAAAUCACGUUCUAGUAUUGUCAGCUGUCCUACAAUAUUGUCUCAAAAGCAUCAUUCUGAACCUGAUUUUUCAAUUAUUGUCCAUACAGUAGAUGAAAAACGUUUAAAAGUUAACACUAUGUUCACAGCUAAUACCUAUAUUAUAUCAUUGGUUGGUGAAUCAUUUGAUAAACCGAUUAAACUAUCUCCUAUGGAUCGUUUAUUUGUUGCUCUGUGCGAAGUUGCACGUAUAUACUGGAUGGGAUUUAAAGAACAAACAAUAAACUAUAUGAAAUCUAUUCUCCAUGAUCAUCUGCUAGUAGUCAUCUAUCCUUAG
Messenger RNA from Trichobilharzia regenti, 1875 nucleotides. Lineage: Eukaryota; Metazoa; Platyhelminthes; Trematoda; Strigeidida; Schistosomatidae. The record is from the annotation of a GenBank genome assembly.